Coregonus clupeaformis (lake whitefish) is the source of this 907-nucleotide messenger RNA. It is a transcript of the gene tspan13a, whose product is annotated as tetraspanin 13a. Gene Ontology annotation, cellular component: membrane. Bases 144 to 758 code for a protein of 204 amino acids. The transcript is spliced from 6 exons. Lineage: Eukaryota; Metazoa; Chordata; Actinopteri; Salmoniformes; Salmonidae. The record is from RefSeq and is a predicted model, not a curated record.
GUCCCUCCUUCGAAUCCUGCCCACCUGUAAAACGCCCCAGACACUGUUUGUCAUUCUAUGAUAAGACUUAUUCGUUUUCCAAUUUGGAUACAUUUGAGUCUGAGAAUUGCUUUGUGCGAGAGGAUAAAAAACGAAGAUCGACAAUGGUUUGCGGAGGAUUUGUUUGCACCAAGAAUUCCUUAUGCGCGCUGAACAUACUUUAUGUUAUGGUGAGCUUGCUGCUGAUUGGAGUAGCUGCUUGGGGGAAGUGGUUUGGCCUGGUCUCCAGUUUUCGGGUGGUGGCUGGAGUCAUUGGCGUGGGCAUCUUCCUGUUAUUCGUAGCCUUUGUGGGCCUCUGUGGAGCCCUGAAACACCACCAGGUCCUGCUGUUCUUUUACAUGAUUAUCCUGUUCCUGGUGUUCAUGGUGCAGCUGUCAGUGUCUGCCGCAUGUCUGGCUAUCAAUAAAGAGCAGCAGAAUGAACUCCUAGAGGUGGGCUGGAACAAGUCAGAGGCCACUCAGAAGGAUGUGGAGAAAACUCUAAACUGCUGUGGCUUCUCCCAUCCGAACUAUAAUGGCACCUGUGAUGCGGACUGUUUCUCCAACCCAUUAUCCUGCAACCCUUGUGCUCCAAUCAUCCAAAGUCACGCCGAGGAGGUUUUACGCUUUGUGGGUGGGAUUGGAUGCUUCUUCAGCUUCACAGAGAUCCUGGGAGUGUGGCUAACGCACAGAUACAGAAAUCAGAAGGAUUCCCGUCCAAACUCUAGUGCCUUUCUGUAACUAGUAAACCCAACUUUGCACUGUCAUGGAUUUGUAUUUAGAUUUUUGUGCUUUGGAGAUCAUGUGUGACUUAUAUUACGAUUGUACAAUGUUUCCUAUUCAGAUAUUUCCAUUACUGUGAUAAUAUAACUAUGUGUUGAUAUAACUAA